CAGCCGCCGUAGCCAAGCCGGAAGUGUAGCAGAGCCACGUUUAUCAUCAAACCUGGCUCGAAUCAAGACGUUUGGGAUGGCUGACGACGCGAGUCUGGUGGCCCCGCUUUGCUCGGAGCAGUUCGGCUCCGGGGCAGCACGGCGGUGCCACGCCGCCGCCGACGGGAGCCUGCAGUGGGAGACCCGGGGGUGGCGCUGGUGGGGGUUCUCUGGGGCCUUCACGGUGAAACCCGAAGGACGAGAUGAGGGCGGCGUGGGGGCUCCCGGAGCCGCCUCACCACCUCUCUCAGGUCUCCAGGCGGUGUUCCUGCCGCAGGGCUUCCCGGAUAGCGUCAGCCCAGACUAUCUGCCUUACCAGCUGUGGGAUUCCGUGCAGGCCUUUGCUUCCAGUCUCUCGGGCUCCCUGGCCACCCAAGCAGUCUUGUUGGGCAUAGGAGUGGGGAAUGCAAAAGCCUCUGUUUCAGCUGCCACUGCCACCUGGCUUGUGAAAGAUUCAACUGGCAUGCUGGGACGCAUUGUCUUUGCCUGGUGGAAGGGGAACAAACUGGACUGUAACGCCAAGCAGUGGAGGCUUUUUGCUGACAUCCUCAAUGAUGUAGCCAUGUUCCUCGAGAUUAUGGCUCCCCUGUACCCCAUCUGUUUCACCAUGACUGUGUGCACCAGCAACCUGGCCAAGUGCAUUGUGAGCGUGGCUGGUGGGGCCACCCGGGCUGCACUGACCAUGCACCAGGCCCGGAGAAACAACAUGGCUGAUGUGUCAGCCAAGGACAGCAGCCAGGAGACACUGGUGAACCUGGCAGGGCUUCUGGUCAGCCUCUUGAUACUUCCCCUGGUGUCAGAUUGCCCUAGCUUCAGCCUUGGAUGUUUCUUCUUCCUCACUGCCCUCCACAUCUAUGCCAACUACCGGGCCGUCCGAGCCAUUGUCAUGGAGACAUUGAAUGAAGGCCGGCUUCGGCUGGUCCUGAAGCACUUCCUUCAGAGGGGAGAGGUACUUGGCCCCACCUCAGCCAAUAAGAUGGAGCCAUUGUGGACAGGUUUCCGGCUCUCUCCAUCUCUAUCCCUAGGGGUCCCCCUACACCACUUGAUCUCCAGUGUCUUUGACCUGCAGCAGCUGGUUGAGGGGCACCAAGAACCCUACCUCCUUUGCUGGGACCAGUCACGAAACCAAGUACAGGUAGUCCUGAGUCAGAUGGCAGCCUCUGAGACCAUCUUAAGAGCUGCCACGCAUGGGCUGGUACUUGGAGCCCUACGGGGAGAUGGACCCCUUCCAAGAGAGCUGGAAGAAUUGAGGAACCAGAUGCGAGCAGGUCCUGAGAAAGACAGCUGGGUCAUCAUCAGAGAGGUUCACCAAGUGCUGGACACAUUUUUUCCAAAGUUCUUGAAAGGACUGCAGGAUGCUGGCUGGAAAACCGAGACGCACCAGCUAGAGGUGGAUGAAUGGAGGGCCACGUGGCCUCUUUCUACAAAAAAGAAGGUUUUGUGAGCAGCCCUGAUGGAGGCCCAGGGCUCAGAACAGGAACCU
Messenger RNA from Nycticebus coucang (slow loris), 1522 nucleotides. RefSeq names its product RUS family member 1 (gene RUSF1). The transcript has 13 exons. The coding region runs from base 77 to 1483 and encodes 468 amino acids. The record is from RefSeq and is a predicted model, not a curated record. Lineage: Eukaryota; Metazoa; Chordata; Mammalia; Primates; Lorisidae.